Leptosomus discolor (cuckoo roller) is the source of this 3661-nucleotide messenger RNA. The record is from RefSeq and is a predicted model, not a curated record. NCBI's taxonomy places the organism in Eukaryota, Metazoa, Chordata, Aves, Leptosomiformes, Leptosomidae.
ACUUGGAUUAUUACUGGCUGGAUCCUGCCACGUGGCACAGCAGGGAGACGUCUCCUAUUAGUUCGCAUCCCGUAACGUGGCAGCCUUCUAAAGAGGGAGAUCGCUUAAUUGGGCGUGUUAUUCUUAACAAGAGAACAACUAUGCCAAAAGAAUCAGGUGCAUUACUGGGGCUAAAAGUUGUUGGAGGGAAAAUGACAGAAUUAGGACGACUCGGUGCCUUCAUUACCAAAGUGAAGAAAGGUAGCUUGGCUGAUGUGGUGGGGCAUCUCAGAGCAGGGGAUGAAGUUCUAGAAUGGAAUGGUAAACCCUUGCCUGGAGCUACAAAUGAAGAAGUUUACAACAUUAUUUUAGAAUCAAAAUCAGAACCUCAAGUUGAAAUUAUUGUUUCAAGACCUAUUGGUGAUAUUCCACGGAUUCCUGAGACUUCUCACCCCCCGUUAGAGUCUAGUUCAAGUUCUUUUGAGUCUCAGAAGAUGGAAAGGCCUUCUAUUUCUGUUAUAUCUCCGACCAGCCCUGGAGCCCUACGAGAUGCACCACAAGUCCUACCAGGGCAACUUUCCGUUAAACUGUGGUAUGACAAGGUGGGACAUCAGUUAAUAGUAAAUGUUCUGCAAGCAACAGAUUUGCCACCAAGAGUAGAUGGACGCCCUAGGAAUCCCUAUGUAAAAAUGUAUUUUCUUCCAGACAGAAGUGAUAAGAGUAAAAGGAGGACCAAAACAGUAAAGAAAAGUCUAGAGCCAAAAUGGAACCAAACUUUUCUCUACUCACAUGUACAUCGUAGAGAUUUUAGAGAACGGAUGCUUGAAAUAACUGUAUGGGAUCAACCGAGAGUACAAGAAGAAGAGAGCGAAUUUCUUGGAGAGAUUCUUAUAGAGCUGGAGACAGCACUUUUAGAUGAUGAACCACAUUGGUAUAAGCUACAGACACAUGAUGAAUCUUCACUACCUCUGCCUCAGCCAUCACCUUUCAUGCCAAGAAGACAUGUUCAUGGUGGAGAAAGCACUAGCAAAAAAUUACAAAGAUCUCGGCCAAUCAGUGAUAGUGACAUCUCAGAUUAUGAUGUUGAUGAUGGUAUUGGAGUUGUUCCUCCAGUAGGUUAUAGAUCUAGUACUAGAGAAAGUAAAUCUACAACGCUAACUGUGCCAGAACAGCAAAGAACAACGCAUCAUCGUUCACGAUCUGUAUCUCCUCACCGUGGCGACGAUCAGGGCAGGACCCGUUCACGUUUACCAAAUGUGCCAUUACAGAGGAGUUUAGAUGAAAUUCAUCAAAUGAGAAGGUCACGUUCUCCAACUAGACACCAUGAUGCCUCCAGAACUCCGGUUGAUUACAGAUCCAGAGACAUGGAUAGUCAGUAUUUGUCUGAUCAAGAAAGUGAGCUUCUUAUGCUGCCCAGAGCAAAACGAGGAAGAAGUGCAGAGUGCCUACAUACCAUCAGAAGUUCUGUUAGGCACUAUAAAACUUUACCACCCAAGAUGCCUUUACUAGAAAAUGGUACUCAUUGGAACAUAUACAGCUCAACUCUUCCUGCAUGUGCUAAGACCAAAUCCGUGAUUAGACAGGAUAUUUCACUCCUUCGUGAUUGCCUUAAUUCACGAAUACCGAAAUUUGGAGAUGAUCUACUUGUUAGUGAACUACAGCCCUCCCUUGACAGGGCUAGGAGUGCUAGUACCAACUGCUUGAGACCAGAUACUAGUUUGCAUUCACCAGAACGAGAAAGGGGUAGAUGGUCCCCCUCACUAGAGAGGAGACGACCUACUAGUCCCAGGAUUCAUAUCCAGCAUGCAUCUCCGGAGGAUGACAGGCAGUCCAGAAAAGUGGAAAGAUAUAGCAGUCAAAAACAAACUAGGAAAGGCGCCGCAACUGAAACAGAAAGGGGUCUGCUACCAUCUCUUUCUAGAAGGGGACUUCCAACCCCACGAACAACUGAACAGCCAGUCAUUAGGGGAAAACAUCACACUCGCUCAAGGUCGAGUGAGCACUCUAGUAUCAGACCCUUAUGCUCUGUACAUCAGCUAGCGCCCGGAGGGUCGGCGCCACCUUCUCCACUUCUGACAAGAAUACAUCAACAAGGAAGUCCCACACAGUCUCCUUCUGCAGACACAUCCUUCAGCAGUCGCAGAGGAAGACAGCUACCGCAAGUUCCAGUAAGAAGUGGCAGUAUAGAGCAAGCAAGCUUAGUAGUGGAGGAGCGAACAAGACAGAUGAAAAUGAAAGUGCACCGUUUUAAUCAGACGUCAGGGUCUGGUUCUAGCCAAGAACAUGAGCGUGAGCAAUAUACCAAGUAUAACAUACAAACAGAUCAGUACAGAAGUUGUGAUAACGUCUCUGCCAAAUCAUCAGAUAGUGAUGUCAGUGAUGUGUCAGCCAUUUCCCGAACCAGCAGUGCCUCACGCCUCAGCAGCACAAGUUUUAUGUCAGAGCAAUCUGAACGCCCUCGGGGCAGAAUCAGUACAUUUACUCCUAAAAUGCAAGGCAGACGGAUGGGGACUUCAGGGAGAAUCACUAAGAGCACAAGUGUGAGCGGAGAGAUGUAUAAGCUGGAGCACAAUGACGGGAGUCAGUCGGACACGGCUGUCGGCACGGUUGGAACAGGUGGGAAGAAAAGGCGUUCCAGCCUUAGUGCCAAAGUGGUGGCCAUAGUGUCUCGAAGGAGCAGAAGCACAUCUCAACUUAGCCAAACAGAGGCUGGCAACAAGAAGCUAAAGAGCACGAUACAGAGAAGCACAGAGACAGGAAUGGCAGCAGAGAUGAGAAGUCGUAUGGUUCGACAGCCAAGUCGGGAAUCCACUGAUGGCAGCAUAAAUAGUUACAGCUCCGAGGGCAACUUAAUAUUUCCUGGAGUACGGCUGGGUGCUGACAGUCAGUUCAGUGAUUUCCUCGAUGGACUUGGACCUGCACAGUUAGUAGGCCGGCAAACACUAGCAACCCCUGCAAUGGGUGACAUCCAGAUUGGAAUGGUGGAUAAGAAGGGCCAGUUAGAAGUAGAAGUCAUUAGAGCCCGUGGCCUCACACAAAAACCUGGCUCCAAAUCUACCCCAGCUCCGUAUGUCAAAGUGUAUUUAUUGGAAAAUGGAGCAUGUAUAGCUAAGAAGAAGACAAGAAUUGCACGGAAGACCCUUGAUCCUUUGUACCAACAGACACUGGUUUUUGAUGAAAGUCCACAGGGUAAAGUCCUUCAGGUAAUAGUUUGGGGAGACUAUGGCCGAAUGGACCACAAAUGCUUCAUGGGAGUUGCCCAGAUCCUUCUGGAGGAACUGGAUCUGUCCAGUGUGGUAAUAGGCUGGUAUAAAUUAUUUCCACCUUCAUCACUAGUGGAUCCAACCUUGACUCCCCUGACACGCAGGGCUUCCCAGUCAUCUCUGGAAAGUUCAACUGGGCCUCCCUGCAUUAGAUCAUAGUAGCAGGUGCUGUCUAAUAAAAACAUCACCCAGGAUAACAAUUGGAACCAGAUAUUCACAUGAUCAAAAAACACUGUUGGAGAGAGACAAUCACUUCUGUUUUUGCUUGUAGUAGUUAUCCAAACAUAUGUCUGUUUGUCAAGAGAUGGCUUAAAUUGACAGAACAAAGGUAUAUCACAUACGGCCAAUCUAUUAACGGCUAUCACCGAUGCUUAUACCGAUUUAAAAAAAACAAACAAAAAAAAAAAAGAAAAAAAAAA